Molecule: messenger RNA, 3012 nt
Organism: Suncus etruscus (white-toothed pygmy shrew)
Lineage: Eukaryota; Metazoa; Chordata; Mammalia; Eulipotyphla; Soricidae
Gene: PLP1
Product: proteolipid protein 1
Exons: 7
Coding region: 150-983 (277 amino acids)
Biological process (GO): central nervous system myelination; axon development
Cellular component (GO): plasma membrane; myelin sheath
Molecular function (GO): structural constituent of myelin sheath
Source: RefSeq, a predicted model, not a curated record
GAAAGCCCUUUUCAUUACAGGAGAAGAGGACAAAGAUACUCAGAAAAAGUAAAGGAGACUGGAGAGAAGAGGAUCUUUCCAGUUGAACCAAGUCAGCCCGCAAAGCGGACUAGCCAGCCGACUACAACUGAAGUCAGAGUCCCAAAGACAUGGGUUUGUUAGAAUGCUGUGCAAGAUGUUUGGUAGGGGCCCCCUUUGCUUCCCUGGUGGCCACUGGAUUGUGUUUCUUUGGAGUGGCACUAUUCUGUGGCUGUGGACAUGAAGCACUCACUGGCACAGAAAAGCUAAUUGAGACUUAUUUCUCCAAAAACUUCCAGGACUAUGAGUAUCUCAUCAAUGUGAUCCAUGGCUUCCAGUAUGUCAUCUAUGGAACUGCCUCUUUCUUCUUCCUUUAUGGGGCCCUUCUGCUGGCUGAGGGCUUCUACACCACCGGCGCAGUCAGGCAGAUCUUUGGCGACUACAAGACCACCAUCUGCGGCAAGGGCCUGAGUGCAACGGUAACAGGGGGCCAGAAGGGGAGGGGUUCCAGAGGCCAACAUCAAGCUCAUUCUUUGGAGCGGGUGUGUCAUUGUUUGGGAAAAUGGCUAGGACAUCCCGACAAGUUUGUGGGCAUCACUUAUGCCCUGACUGUUGUGUGGCUCCUGGUAUUUGCCUGUUCUGCUGUGCCUGUGUAUAUUUACUUCAACACUUGGACAACCUGCCAAUCUAUCGCCAACCCCAGCAAGACCUCUACCAGUAUAAGCAAUCUCUGUGCUGAUGCCAGAAUGUAUGGUGUUCUCCCAUGGAAUGCUUUCCCUGGCAAGGUGUGUGGCUCCAACCUUCUUUCCAUCUGCAAAACAGCUGAGUUCCAGAUGACCUUCCACUUGUUUAUUGCUGCCUUUGUGGGAGCUGCAGCCACACUGGUAUCCCUGCUCACCUUUAUGAUUGCUGCCACGUACAACUUUGCUGUCCUUAAACUCAUGGGCAGAGGCACCAAGUUCUGAUCUCCUGUAGAAAGUUCCAUUUUUCUAACAGCUAGGCUCUAACCACACAGCCUACAGUGCUGCAUUUCCCCUGUUAACUCUUUGCCUUUGCCACUGACUGUCCUCCUUCCUAUCUGAUGAUCGUAACAAGAAAGGAGAGUCUUGAGGUGAUUAAUGUCUUCCCAUGGAUUCUCCUCUCUUAUGUACUUCUAGUCAUUUUGCUUCACAACUGUUUCCUGAUAGAAACAGGAAAUGCUUAAAUGGUAGCUCCCUACAGAGAAAUGGAGGCUCUAAUUUUAUUUUUAUGCAUCUCUUGAAGGCCAGGAAAUGCUUUUUUCUCCUCAAAGGGCACUUUCAUUAAUGGAAACAAGAGAAAAGAAAGAUGCUCAGGAUGAAGGUUUGUGCCUGGUCCCCUUGUCUUCCACAUGAGCCAAAAUAUUCCUCUUGGUAUGCAAAACAGAGAACAACUCCUCUUCUUGUUUCUACUUUAGAAGAAGAAAGGAAUGUCAGCAAAACAUUCCUAAGAUCACGUUUCUAAACCUACACCUAUUGCAGCUGGGAGAAGGGGGUCAAAGCAAGGAUCUUUCACCAACAUAGAGAGAGAGCAGUGACCCCAAGGGUAAUGGACAAUUUAAAUUUUAAUUCAGCAAACCUUACUUAUAGCAUAAGAGAGUGUAGUGUUUGUGUAGACACAGGCAAAGCUUGGCCUUACACCUUUUUAAAGAAGAGAAACAGGGUGUUGUCAGUAUUUUCUUACUCUCUUCUUGAUAACAGCUACCAUGACAACCUUGGAGCUGAGCAAAGAGAGAAACUCUAGCUUAUCGAAAAAAGACUGGCCUAAGAAGCAGCAGUUAAUGGCUUAUAGUAUAAAGUGAGCCAGCCCUCUGGUAAACACAGGAUAGGUAACUCUUUGGAUAGUAGUCUUUUUUUUCUGUUAAUUAUCUGUAUACAUUGGACUUUGUCAUAUCUUCACAAUGGUGCUCUUUUCAUGGGGUAUUAUCCAUUUGGUCACAGUAGGUGAUUUGAAGAUCUUGAUUUGUUUCAGAUUGAUGCAAUUCUCACAUUUUCCAGUUAGAUUUUUUAUUGAAUUAGGGUUGUGCCAGAAAGGCCUGGAGAAUUUUUGCUGAUAAUAUUUCUUUUAAGAAAUGAAAACUGGACAUUGAACAUAACAAAAAACAUUUAAAAUUAACUAGCCCCAUUGAUUUAUUUGGAUUAUCUUUAAAUGUUUAUGUUCUGUUUCUUUAAAGAAGCAGAUUUGGUCAAAUUGAAGCUUAAUUUGAAAACCAAACUUGCUGGGUAUUUUUUUAGCCGGUGGAUGAUUUGAUUAAGCAACCUUUUGUGUGUUAAUGAUCUAAAUUUAACAUAUAGCUUUUCUCCCCUGGUAUAGAUUACAUAACCACCUUCAUAACUGCCAUAUAAGUUGGUAAGCAUCAAUGAAAAAAGAAAGAUAGGAAGAGUUUUAUCUUACCCAAAAGGUCAAGUGAUAAGGUGGGAAGAUUUUGAAGCCUGAAUAGAAAAUAAAUAUGUUUUAGGUAACUUUUUGUGCUGCUUAACUUGAGGUUGAAAAGUGAAAAAUUAGUUAACUUUCUUUGAAAGAAAGAUAUUAUGAAUAUGAUUUUAAUUGGUUCUUUUGUUAUAAAAAGUGGUUUCAUGCCCCCACCCAAUUAGUUUCAGCAAUGUUUAAGGACAUGCAAAAUUUUUACAAAAAUGCACUUGAUAGUUGUUUUCACACCAGUAUACAAAAUAAGUUUCCAGGAUGCUUAGAUGGAAAAGCUCUGUAAGAAACCAAUCAAGAACAAGAAAAGCAAAGUACUCCACACCUUGUGUUUUAUUUUGAUUUAGUCAUAUAACAAAUAACCAACCCUUCCCUGAAAAUUUCCCAAACAUAUAUACACACACGAAGAGAGUUAAUCAACUGAAAUUGUUUCCUUCAUAUCUGAUAUAUAAUUUUAAUUUUAACACAGAUAAAAUAUAAACUUUUAGAAACUUAUCUUACAAAAUGUAUUUUAUAAAAUUAAAGAAAAUAAAAUUAGGAAUGUUCUCAAUGAAA